AUGCUGCGAGCAGCAUCCCGCGCCGCAUUUGCGGCCUCCUUCUUACUAGUAACCAUCGCCAAUGCGCUUCCUCACGGAGACGAUGAAUCCAUGGAAAUGGACAUGGGUAUGAACAUGGAAGAAACAGCAAAGUCGGAGCCGCCUAAAGACGCAAACGAUGAAUCCCCCAUGAGUUAUUUCGCAUACGGAAAGCAUUCGGGAACCAUAAUGGCUCACAUCGCUCUCAUGAUCAUUGCAUGGUGUUUCGUCCUGCCUACAGCCGUCAUGUUCAGUAUCGCGCGCUCGCGAUUUGCACUGCCGUCGCAAUUUGUCUUCCUGGUGUGCAAUGCCUUUGGUUUGCUUAUUGGAAUUAUCUACAACAGUCAGACACCUGAUCUUUAUGAGAACAAUGCUCAUCACAAGAUGGGAUGGAUUGCGACCUGGGUCAUCAGCGCACAGGUCGUUAUGUCGCUGAUCUUCGCAUAUGCUGGUAGAGGCGAGAGAGUAAAGGCAUACGAGCAGGAAGCAUUCCUCCCUGUGCCCACUGAUGAAAUGUCUGAUAAUUUACAUCCUUAUCCGUCGGGGAUCCAUCAUGCCUAUCGCUGGUCAAAAGACAGCGGCCAGGGCACCGAAAGAAACUCCUCCCUUCACAGUCGGCCAAGUUCACCUUCCUGCUCAUCUCCGUCGGAAGAAUAUGAUACCUUUGAGAAGCCCGAGCAAGUGCUCGAGAAGCCUGCUGACGGCGGCUGGCUACAUAGCACCAUUUUAGGUCGCUUUUUCGCCAGUCGCGUGCCUGGCAUGGUAUCUAGUCGCGUCCUCCGGGUCUUGAAUGUUGUAUCCUUGGUUAUUGACAGGAUUAUCCUGCCUUUCGGCUUCGUCGCUAUUGCAACCGGUGCUGUAGCUUAUGGUGGCAUCAUGCGGGGAAGCGAAGUCUUCAACGGUCUGGCGCACUUCAUCAAGGGUGGAAUCUUUUUCUGGUACGGUCUGUUGACCCUGGGCCGCUGGAUGGGCUGCUGGGCAGAUUUUGGCUGGGCGUGGAACGUCAAACCCUCGAGCUCCAUCGUCGGCAAAUGGAAGGCGAAGAUUCCUACUGGCGAGUUUACCGAAUCCUUUGUCAUCUUCCUUUACGGGGCAAGCAAUGUCUUUCUGGAACAUCUGGCUGGCUGGGGGGGCGCAUGGACUGCCACGGACCUUGAGCAUGUGUCGAUUUCGAUCAUGUUCUUCGGCGGUGGCCUGUGUGGCAUGCUAUUCGAAUCCAAGCGCGUCAGAGGCUGGUUGAACAGCACUGUUCUACAAUUUCCCGCUCAUGCCGGCGUACAUGGUUCGGCAGACCCUGCUUGGCAGACCCCUGACACGCAAGGCGUCUCCCUCAAUCCAAUGCCUGCGCUUGUUAUCCUGCUUUUGGGAAUGAUGAUGGGAUCUCACCAUCAAACGAGCAUGAUUUCGACCAUGGUGCACAAGCAAUGGGGAAAUCUUCUCGUUGGGUUCGCCUUGGCUCGUGGCAUGACGUAUGUUUUACUAUACCUCAAGCCUCCGACCUCCUAUCUUCCGUCGCGUCCACCAACUGAGAUUGUGGCAUCCUUCUGUCUGAUUGCUGGCGGGUUGAUCUUCAUGCUAAGUACCCGCAAUGUUGUUGAUAGUAUGGAAUACUAUAAUCUGGAUGCGAUGUUCACGUUCACUGUGGGAAUGGGAGUGACCGCCUUCAUCAUGGCUUGUGAGAUUUUGGCUAUUGCCCUCAAAGCUUGGGCGGUGAAGAAGGAGUCGCGACCACAACUGCCGCCUUACCAGUUCCCCGCCGCCUGA
Molecule: messenger RNA, 1782 nt
Organism: Aspergillus novofumigatus IBT 16806
Lineage: Eukaryota; Fungi; Ascomycota; Eurotiomycetes; Eurotiales; Aspergillaceae
Product: Ytp1 family protein
Exons: 4
Coding region: 1-1782 (593 amino acids)
Source: RefSeq, a predicted model, not a curated record